Molecule: messenger RNA, 1365 nt
Organism: Saccoglossus kowalevskii
Lineage: Eukaryota; Metazoa; Hemichordata; Enteropneusta; Harrimaniidae
Product: LHFPL tetraspan subfamily member 5 protein-like
Biological process (GO): sensory perception of sound
Cellular component (GO): plasma membrane
Source: RefSeq, a predicted model, not a curated record
CUGGUUUGUUCGAUGGUAUAUUGCUGCUUAUGUUGGAUAUGGUUGAGACGUGAAAAUAGUCGCAGAAUUUCAAUUUUUAACUCAACACGGGCGACAGAAUGACGACGAACGACACGGCCUUGAUCUACCACACGAAUUAUAUCCGUAAUAGUCGUGCAGUGGGUGUUUUGUGGGGGAUAUUUACCAUUUGCUACGCAAUCAUCGCUGUUGUUGUGGUGAUUCAGCCAUUUUGGAUCGGCGAUUCGACAGAGACUCCGGCUGUUGGGCAUUUCGGUUUAUACAGUUACUGCGUCGGUUAUGGGAUAUCUGGCGAUGUUAAGUGUGUCGAAGACUUUGACUUCGGAAAUAUACCAUCAGGGUACUGGCAGGCUGCCACUAUUUUCGCCGGCGUGUCCACUCUCUUGAUACUGACUUCUAUUAUCUGUAUGCUGUUAUUUCUUUUCGUGAACACAGCCAGAGUUUUUAAAAUAUGUGCGUGGCAGCAAGUAAUUUCAGCACUUCUUUUAUUGGUCUGUAUACUGCUAUAUCCAGCUGGCUGGGACGAUAGCAACACUGAAGUACAUCGUCUGUGUUCAAGUGAUGUCUACGAUAUUGGGAAGUGUCAAAUCAGAUGGGCUUACAUACUGGCAAUUAUCGGUGUAUUUGAUGCCGCUAUACUCGGCACACUGGCGUUCAUCCUUGCAAGUCGACAGGACAAAUUAUUACCUGAACACCUAUAUCACCCAGAAAUGCAUGGGCACAAAGGUUCAUAUGCAAGCCCUGGUUCCUCAUUAGGUCGUCAGUCCAAACAAUCAUUCAACCUUCAUCCUGUGCCAGCCGGCGAGAACCGCAUCGACGAUGAUGUAAGCAGUCGACACAGCAAACAGAACGGAUCAAUUGGCAAGAGAAGCAAUGCCGGCAGUAGCAUCGGCAGACGUAGCACACAUAGCAUAGCCCUUGGUCCUGAUGGUGAUGUGGGUUCGAAUGAAUCACUGAGCAGGCGAAGCGUGGGUAGCAAUAAAAGUAAUGUCAGUUCCAAAGAGCUAACUACAGCUGAUAUAGCAUUGUAAUAACAAUUAACAGAAAUAUUCACAUUAUUACACUGCUUAGUUUAAAAAUGUGGAUAUAUUGUUUGUGGUCGGCAUCUGCCCUGUAAUAUUAUUUGUGUCUGUUGCCACCAAGAAUGGUUAACACAUUGGGCUCCACACCAGUUUUAUAACGUACAAAAAUGGACAGCAUUCGACUCUAUGGUGCCAAAUGUGUUACGUCAUGGAGUGUAUGUAAUAUUGUUAUAUACAUGGGUACUUCAGAUCUAUUGAUAUAAGUGAGGAGUUUUUAUUUAUCUCUAAUAUGUCUGGUAAUGUUUGCCACUACAUGCAUUGUUUA